CACAAGGACUCUCAUAGUCACAAUAUCCAUUGUGAGGAUGGGAACCAUGAAGGCUAUGGUGAUUCCUCUUCUCCUUCUACUACUCAUGGGAGGAAUGGUCUCUGAGGCCACUCCAAACCAUCAAGUCAAGCCUGCUUAUCCACCACUUGCUCCUCCACCCACCCAUGAAAACCACCAUCACCAUCACCAUCACCACCACCACUACCACCACCAUCCUCACCAUGCACCACCUCCACAAUCAUCACCACCACUAUAUCCAUACCCCAAGUCUCCACCUCCUCCUAUUCACCAUGGUCACCAUCCUCCAGCACCAGUUCAUCCCUCUCCUCCUCCAGUGUAUACCCCACCACCUACCACCCCUCCUGUUCAUUAUGGUACUCCACCACCACCACCACCUCCUAUUCACUAUGGUCGCCAUCCACCAGCUCCAGUUCACCACUCUCCUCCUCCUCCUCCUCCUCCUCCGGUGUAUACAUCUCCACCACCUCCAAUACACUACGGUCGUCAUCCUCCAGCACCAGUUCACCACACUCCACCUCCAGUCUACACACCACCUCCAACUCCAACCCCAGUUCAUCAUGGCACUCCACCACCUCCUCCCAUUCACUAUGGUCACUAUCCACCAGCACCAGUUCAUCACUCUCAUCCUCCUCCUCCUCCUCCAGUAUACACACCUCCACCAACUCCAGUUUAUCAUGGAACUCCUCCACCACCUCCUAUCCACUAUGGUCGUCACCCUCCAGCACCUAUUCAUCACUCACCUCCUCCAGUAUAUCAUACUCCUCCACCAACCCCUGCUUAUCAUGGUACACCUCCACCUCCUCACAUCCACCAUGGCAGACAUCCUCCAGCACCAAUCCACCGUGCUCCACCUCCGGUGUACACAACUCCACCGCCACCGUACCAUAACAUUCCUGAGCAUGGUCCUCCACCACCACCUUACCACUAAAGUGCCAGAUCUGGUGUUUGAGAGAAGUUUUAAGUGUUUGAUCUCUCUCUCUGCUUUUGAUGUUGGAUUAAUGGGUGGUAAUUAGUACGUAGUAACAGCAGUUUAAAAAGAUCUAAUAAAUAAAAUGUGUGAAGCAAUGUAUCUCUGGGCAAUAUAUAUUUGGUUGUUUUCCUUCCCAUGAAAAUGUAUGUGUCACGUUGUAGUGUAUUGUCUUCAGCUUCCUAAUGUUAAGUGAAGUUUCUUUCCAGCUUGUCCUCUCAGUGUGUAAUACUAAUUUCUUGGC
Dioscorea cayenensis subsp. rotundata (Guinea yam) is the source of this 1232-nucleotide messenger RNA. RefSeq names its product extensin-3-like. The transcript has a single exon. The coding region runs from base 38 to 949 and encodes 303 amino acids. The record is from RefSeq and is a predicted model, not a curated record. NCBI's taxonomy places the organism in Eukaryota, Viridiplantae, Streptophyta, Magnoliopsida, Dioscoreales, Dioscoreaceae.